GGAUGUUGGGAAUGCGACAAUAGACGGCUACGAUCGUAUUCACAACCGGGUAAUUUAUUGUCAGGAGGAGGACCUGUAGGCAGCCGCUUGGAACCUGAGACGUCAACGAAUCUGCACGACCAAGCGAUUGGUAUUGGCCGGGCCACAAGUAGUCUGAUAACGAUUUAUGUACAACCUUUUCUUUUGUACCAAAUUAUUUUUUGUUUUCUCUGAUUGUUUAAAGGAGAGAGAGAUUUAAUAUUUUCUAGUACUGAUAGUUUAACUUGUUUCUUUGUAUUUUUCAAAAGGACAAUUUGCAAGACAAACAUUGCUUGUAUUGACUUGAGGUUGUUGAGAGACGGCUCAUUUAUUAAAGGAUAGUAAUUUUAAUUCGCAUCUUCGUUUACAAAGACAUUUUACCAGGGUUGAUUCUCGAAUGGCCACCACUACUGCCACCAAGCGGAAACUUGUUUACAGGCAAGACCCCGACGGGGUGUUCCGGUUGAAGAAGAGGGAGGAUCCGAUUGUAGCAUCGACCACUCGAGAGAGAUUAGGGACGAAAUCAUCCCAUGAUUAUGUCAACGAUCUAAUCGCGUGCCUGGUUGAAGGUUUAGACACGGUUAACCCCGAACCGGAGAAAAUCGCGACGACCACAACACAAAUUAAUAAACCUACAUUGGAGGUCACCACCAAGGACAACAGACUGGCCAUUGAUUUUCUGGAGAACCAGACUUUGCUUCAUACCGAAAAGACAACGACAGCUGUAGCAGAACCCUCACCCACCUCGACUGCAUCUUCUGUUCAUAGCCAAGCUGAAUCAAACACAACCACAACAACAACAACAACAACGCCCCCUGUCAUCCACACUCAACUGCCUGUUUCGACCCCAUUCAGGACUCAUCUUUUCGACACUCCACAAUUCUUUACGUCUGAUAUGAUGGCGUACACGUUUCAUAUCCCGAGUUUUGCUGGUGGUGUGUUGAUGACAAUUGCAUUGUACUAUCUGUCACCACUCAUUGCAUACUACACUCAAUCUCUCUUGUACGUCUUACGAGUUGGAGUGAUCUGGGGAGCCAUCAUUGGUGCCGUUUGUUGGUACUUGGGAAUCAUUCGUAGUCAAGACACGGUGGUUAUCAAGCAACUUCUUGCACGCUUACAGGCGAAAGUGCCCGGUGGUGGUACAACAAUAACCCCGGUGGCGAUUGUAGAAGAACAUCACGUACACCCAGACAUUCACACUGAUGACGACAUGAAUAGCAUAUCAUCUGAAGAUCAUAAGGAUCUGAAAUCUGUAGAGAUCUCCAGAUCUGCAUCACCAACGAAAGCUGUUGCUGCUGCUGCACCAAUCACCACCAGAAGAAACACUUUGACUGAGGUGAAGCCAUUUUUCUAUACACCUCCAAAACAUCAACAACAUAUGGACGAUUAUGACAUGUCCAACCCAAGAAAGCAGUACCAACAACACCAACAACAUUACCCUGAACGGCCAAACAGUGCCUCUAAACCUGUUAUGAAUGGAGCACCUCCACAAUUGGCCCGGUAUCAAACGGAUGAACCAGUGCAUGUGCCCAGACGUGAAAGAGAAAGACGUGGUAGAAUGAAUUCAAGUUCAUCCUUGACAGAUUUGGCAGUUCCUCGAGGAGGUGGAGGAGAUAGAAGAAAUGGAAUAUUGACAUUGGCAGAAUUGGGACGGAAAAACUCGUAUCCAAUCAGUCCACAAUAUCCAACCCAUGAAGCACAAGAAUUACCAUUUGCAAAUGAAGUUAAACUUAUUUCUGAAGAAUAUGGUGAGGAUGGUAUUAGUGGGGCUGGUGUGCCCGUUGUCAAGACUGCAGAACCUUUACGGAUCGUUAAUGAUGGGAUACUUCGUCGGAAACAUGAUGUACCACCCAAAUUCUCCAAUGAUAGUAUCUCCAGACUGAAUACAGUACUCAGUAAAAAGAGUGUCUUGGGGACAAGGUCCAAUUAUAACAAAUUUGUGGCCAAUGUCCAUGGUGAUGAUUAUUAGAUGAAUUAGGAAAAGAAAUUUCAAUAGCAAGUAGAUCAUCAUCAUUGGGAGUAAAUGGGGGGCUUUGAACGGAGAUAAGCAGGAGUUAAACCAAAAGGGUUCUUUAAGUGAUGCAUAUAACAACCCAAGAGUAUCGAAGAUUUUAAUAUAAUGAAGGUGAGCAUAACCAAGGGUCUAUUUACUGAUUAUUUAGGUAUUUAUAGUACUAAUAGUACGAUGAAACGGAUUG
Messenger RNA from [Candida] anglica, 2216 nucleotides. The record is from the annotation of a GenBank genome assembly. NCBI's taxonomy places the organism in Eukaryota, Fungi, Ascomycota, Pichiomycetes, Serinales, Debaryomycetaceae.